Messenger RNA from Linepithema humile (Argentine ant), 3164 nucleotides. The record is from RefSeq and is a predicted model, not a curated record. Lineage: Eukaryota; Metazoa; Arthropoda; Insecta; Hymenoptera; Formicidae.
UGUCAAUUACGAAUAUGUAAUGCUUUAUUUCUAUUGCAUCUUCCUUCGCUUUUUUUAAUCCAUAUCUGCUGUGACGUGACAUUUUUGAAGUCCGUCACAAGGGCGAGAAAGCCCGAUCGAGGAGGGAAAUUUGAGGUCGGAGACCCCACCGCGGGGGGCGACUGUACCUCUCCCUCUUAAUUCUCUUUUGAGAUUAUAGAUUUUGCGUUGUAGCAAAUUGCGCGAGUCGUGGUGAGUGGCCAAACUCCCAUAUUGUGAAUUGAGAUGGAGCAGCCUUCGUGGGACCUGCGAGGGACUCAGCAGGCAGGACGACGGAGGCCCGAACGGCGUGCAGACAAAUCCAGAAUAAGGGCAAGUAGAAAUACCCUUGCUUGUAUAAUUCGAUUCCAGACACAGUUGCUACCGCAAGUACCGUUUCAGAUUCGGAGCAUAUCGAGGCCGGUGAACGCACCGAGAGAGAUGACGCCCGAGAGGGAAGCGCGCUCUCACACGCCGAAGACCCGGGGUGGAGUACCCGAAAAAGGAGCUGUCGUAACGAGCCAGGAAAGCAGAAUCAGGUCGGAACCUGGCCAGUUCCCGGCCGAUUCAAAGAAGGUUCAGAUCCGGAAACGGAAAAGGCCGCGAAGGACGUUAACGGCAGCUGCCAGAAGAGAGAGAGACGGGGUCACCUUGGAAAAGCGUCACCGAGGGCCGAUAUAUCGAGGAGCGACGCGAGGAUCGAGAUCACUAGAUGAUAUCGAAGGAUCAAGUAGCGUUAAUCGAUAGCGAGGACGAUGCGCGAAAUGUCACCGCUGUCCGGCGAGCCGGUCGUCACUGUUCGGCGAGUCGGCAACCUGGGCGGAACCUUGAGGACCACAACGGGCGUACCGACGAUUUGUGCAGUGAUGAACAUUGAGUACCUUUCUACGAGCGAAUUGAAAUUUAAUUGAAACAGGAAUUAAAACUAAUAAUAAUUAUUGGUUAAUUUAAUUACAUUAAACACACGUCACAUUUAAUCCGCAAUCGGCGAAAAAAAUGGAGUGUGCUAAUUGCCUGGUAACACCGUUUAAGAAAUCGUUAUCCCACACAUCAAACGUGUUAGAUAAUUUCGAGCAUACAAAAUGCGGGAAGUUACUGAAGCCGGAAGUUCACCAUGAUAAAGACGAAAAUGAGAUAUCGAAUGACGCGGGAGAGAAACAGGACAAUUAUUAUUAUGCCAAUUGCGACUCUUCGAUAUGGAUGAGAAGCUGCGAAGAAGAGGUGAUCGAACCCCUUCGAUCGAUCAAUGUCACCGGUAGCAUCCCCAAAUGGCUAAAGGGCACGCUGCUGCGAAACGGUCCGGGCAAUUUAAAAGUGGGCGAAUAUCGCUAUCAGCAUCUGUUCGACAGCUCCGCUUUGUUGCACAAAUUUGAAAUCGCCAACGGAGAGGUCACUUACCAGCGUCGAUUCGUCCAGACUGAGGUGUACAAGAGGAACCAGGCCGCUCAGAGGAUAGUCUUCAACGAGUUCGGCACUUAUGCGACGCCGGAUCCUUGUCACAGCAUAUUUCGCAGGGUGGCCGCAGUCUUCAAUCCGAAUGAAUCGAUGUCGGAUAAUUCCAUGAUCACGGUGUAUCCCUUCGGUGAUGAAUAUUACACAUUCGCGGAAGCGCCGGUGAUGCACAGAAUCGACCCGAAGACUUUAGAAACGAUGGGCAGGAUAAACGUGUCGCAGUAUGUUAACAUCGUAAAUCAUACCUCGCAUCCUCAUGUUAUGGCCGAUGGCACGAUUUAUAACGUAGGAAUGAGCGUGACGUCGAGAGGUCCUCAAUAUAACGUCGUAUGCUUCUAUCCUGAUCGCGUGACUACUGACGAUUCCGGAGAGAAGCAGAAGCUCUCGAUGUUUGAUCAAGCGACGAUCGUAGCCAGUGUGCCGAGCAGAUGGCUACUGAAUCCAUCAUACAUGCACACAUUCGGCAUUACCGAGAAUUACUUCAUCAUCGUGGAACAGCCAUUGGCGAUCUCCUUCAUCAAGAUGGCGAUGAGUCAUAUUAAGCAAGAACCGAUGAUAAACUCCUUCAAGUGGCACGAGAAUGAAACCACGCUUAUUCAUGUGAUCUCGAGGGAGACGGGUCAAACAAUGAGGACGUUUGUUGCCGAGACAUUUUUCUAUCUUCACAUCAUCAAUCAAUUCGAGACUCGUGACGGGGAGUACGUCGUGCUCGAUAUAUGCUGCUAUCGAAACCCGAAGAUGUUGGAGUAUAUGUACAUCGAUUCGAUGAAGGAUAUGCACGGAGAUUCCGAGUUCGCGAGAUUGUUCCGUGCCAGGCCGCUGCGUUUCGUGCUUCCGAUGAGACAACCGCCUAUCGAUACACCUUUCGAGCACAAUAUCAUCGCAAUUAAAACAGUGCAUCAGAGUUUGGAGGAUCGCAAGCUAGAUUUUCAGAUCAUCGAUUCACAGAACAAUUUUAGCACUGGUCAUGAAAUCGAAUAUCUCGACGAGACCAAAUGCCGGAUGAACGAGCAGAGAAGCGCUCUGUGGAAGAAACCUGCCGCUCAUCGACUUUCUGACGGCAGGAUCUUCGUGAAGCCGGAACUCCUCUGCGACAUCGGUUGCGAGACACCGCGAAUAAACACGGACUCGUGUCUCGGCAGCGAGUAUCGAUACUUCUACGCGAUAUCCUGCGAUAUGGAUCUGAACAAUCCCGGAACGCUUAUCAAGGUUGACACUUAUCGCAAGACGAAGAAAAUGUGGCAGGAAAAAGGUGUUUACCCUAGCGAACCAAUUUUUGUGCCGAAUCCCACCGGAAAGAACGAAGACGACGGUGUCGUUGUAAGCUCGCUCGUCUGGGCGGAUAAGGAGACUCGAGUUGAUCUGUUGAUCUUGGAUGCUGUGACGUUUACGGAAGUCGCGAGGGCUACCUUCGACACACCCGGGCCGGUACCUAAGUGUCUACAUGGUUGGUUCAGUCUAAACAAAUAAUCGUCGAACAUACAAUAUAUUAGACCAAAAGGAGAUUCGUGAGAUUUCCUUGGUAAAAGUUUAAAUGUAUCAUUAUCAACAAUUCGUUAUUAACAUAACGUAACAUAAAAGGUUUUUAUCUGGGAAUGUAAAUAUACUUUUAAGUGUAGCGUGUAUGUAUGUUGCAAAUAUAAAUUACUGUGUCAGCAACUUAAACUGAAAUAAAGCGAAUUAAAUACGUCGAA